Aricia agestis (brown argus) is the source of this 895-nucleotide messenger RNA. Its product is annotated as juvenile hormone acid O-methyltransferase-like. Lineage: Eukaryota; Metazoa; Arthropoda; Insecta; Lepidoptera; Lycaenidae. The transcript is spliced from 4 exons. Bases 43 to 864 code for a protein of 273 amino acids. The record is from RefSeq and is a predicted model, not a curated record.
CACCGUUCAGUAGCACGUCCGGAGACGCAAACGUUCGCAACCAUGAGAAAGAUGAGCAUAUUAGCGAUGACGGACCCCGUGUUGUACAACAAGUACAACCGGCUGCAGAACAGAGACAACAAGAGGUGUCUGAGCGAGAACGUCGCUCGAAUGACGUGGCGGAGCGGAGACCGAGUGCUGGACAUCGGCAGCGGGGACGGCAGCUUCACAGCCACUGAGCUACGGCGAUAUUUACCCGAUGACGUCAGCGAGCUGGUCGGCUGCGACCGCAGCAGGGAGAUGGUGGACUACGCCAACGAAAACUUCGGCGGAGACGGCAUCAACUUCCGAGUGCUGGAGAUCGGCCAGCACAUACCGAGGGAGUUUAUUGGCUCCUUCAAUCACGUGUUCGCGUUUUUUUCCCUUCACUGGGUCACUGACCAAAGACUAGCUCUAUCCCAAGUGUACGACAUCCUGACCGAGGGUGGGGACUGCUUGCUGCUGAUCGUGGGAAACUUCCCCGCGGUAUUCGACGUGUACAAGGUGUUUGCUCAGACGGCCAAGUGGUGCCGCUGGGUGAAGAGACUGGACGACAACGUGUUGUCACCGUACCAUGAAUGUGAUGAUCCAGAAGAAAAAUUAAGAAAAAUUGGAGAGGAGGUGGGAUUUAAGAAAAUGUUCGUCCAAUGCAACCAAUCCACCUACAAAUACGACAGCGUUGAGGAUUUUAAAAGUAUGAUCGUCUCCAUAAACCCCUUCAAUAUACCCGAGGAGCUAUGUGAUGAGUACUUGGAAGAGUUCGUGAGAGUCGCCAAGGAGCACCGCUACAUCACCGACGACCUGAUUAUUACCUACACAACCAACACAUUCUUCGGGUCGAAGUGAUAAUAAAUUAUUAUUAUCUAAUGGUUUUUGC